This is a messenger RNA of Amphiprion ocellaris (clown anemonefish), 3342 nucleotides long. Its product is annotated as transmembrane protein 236. The record is from RefSeq and is a predicted model, not a curated record. The transcript has 4 exons. Lineage: Eukaryota; Metazoa; Chordata; Actinopteri; Pomacentridae. Bases 119 to 1285 code for a protein of 388 amino acids.
GAGGCAGACAAUGCAGCAGUCCGAGGCCUGACCAGCCCUCAGAGGGACAGGGGUCGCCUCACUGCGACAACAGCCCCCGUCUCCCUCCCUUCUUUUUCUUUUCGUGAAUUGCCACAGGAUGGGCUCGGGGAGGACGCUGAAGUUCGCCCUGUGCGAAGUGCUGCAGUUUGCAGGCCUGUGCGUGCCCCUCUUCAUCGUCAUGCAGAGGUUUGCCAUCAUCGUGGCAAAGGUCAAAACGUCAGCGCAGCCGCCUGGCGACGGCAGCACAGCCUACUGGUUGAUAGUGGCCUCCUCCAUCGCUUACGUCACCUCCACCGCCCUGCUGGUCUGGGUUCCCCUGAAAUAUAUGGUCUUCAUGAAGAAGAAGUUUCUCAUUGGGAGGAAGAAGUGGAGGCCGGUGGCCCUCGUAUAUGUGAUCCUAUCCACAUUACCCUGCUUUGCCUUUCUCAUCGCCAGCUCUGAGGUUCAAAUAAAUAACAACAUGAAACAUGAUACGUUCACGGAGCUCCCUGUAUCACUAGUCCUCUUCUCGCUCAUCUGCAUUGACGUUGUGGAGAGGAUACGCCACUGCAGACUGACCGGCCAGGCUAACGAUAUGGAACGAGAUGCUGAAAUCCCCUCCACUGUCCUCACACAUGUGGAGCAGGUAACACCAGUAGCUCCUAUCACUCCAGCUGUGCCGGGGCCAGCUGUGCCCGGGCCAGGUGUGCCCACUCCUAUACAACCUGGAGCGAACCAGCUCAAUGACAGGAACCAGAACGGAGCCGGAGCUCGACCGGAGACCAACGGGACGGUCCCAGGGCUUCCAGGCAACACCGGGAGGCCGUUCAGCAUCUCUGGACUGAGCUCAAGAUCGGCGAGCACCACAGCGUACCGCUUAUCUCCCUACGCCUACACAGGGCCUCUGAGGUUCCUGUGUGCCAGCGACGCCCGAGCCGACGUAUUUGUGGACAGCUUUAUGUUCUGGAUGGACACGGUGGAGAUGGUGAGAGUGGCAGGACAUCCUCUGGUCUACUACUCAGGCUGGGUAUUCCCCAUCUAUAUCUUCAGCUACCUGUCCUGCCUGCGGGUGGUGGUCAUGCCCCACAGCCCCCUGCUGUCCUCACUCGGAGUGGCCUUGCAGGAUUUACCCUUCUUCUUUGUGCGAGUCGGCCUCAUCGCUUUCUUCGGCUUUGUCACGCCCAUCCUGUAUCUGAUGAAGAACCUGUUGGUCUGUCUGGCCUUUGUCUAUUUUAACUUUAUGACCAAGCUGAGGGUCUUCAACACAGAGAGGAUGUUCUUUUGAGACCAACACUUCAAGAUGAACAUUAAAAGAAGUGGCAGGAGCAAAGGGUCAACACAACCAGGAAAUGUAGGAUGUUGGGAUUCAGGAGGCGGUUGCACCAGCACUUCAGACGGCAAUGCAAAAUUAAAAUGAAAUGCACAGAAACUAGUUGGUGCAUAGAGAUUUAUAACUACAUAUAGUAACUUCCAGGUUUAACUAUUGUGCAGCUAACAUAGACUGUACAUAAAAGGCGGACAGAGCCACCGUGAGAUUACCCAUUUGUCUUUAAACUAAAGUUUUGAAGCGUGGUAUUUGGUCAUCACCAUCUUGGUCUUUUGAAACCAGCUGUAACAAGACAGAGGUGGAUUUGACUGUGAACUUGAGAAGCUAUGCAUGCUGAUACAGUACUGAUGUGUCAAUCACAAGGUAGCUUUGUCUUAAAACAUACCCUGCUUUAUACUCUAAAUGGGGCCACCAUUUUAAGAAUUCACAUUGUAUUGUAUUGAAGGAAACUUGAAACUGCCACCUGACACCAUAAACUUAAGAUAAUUUUUACUGAGACAAUAAAUAAUAUAAGAAGUAGGGUCAUUUUCUCCUUAACUUCUACACAAUCACGCAUACUUUUGCAAUCAGAGGAGUCGCCCCCUGCUGGCUGCUAGAAAGAAUGCAGUUUUAGUCACUUCAUGUAGGCAUUCAGACCUGGAUACUUUGUCGAUCUUUUAUACACAGUCUGUGGGGGGUUACUGAACUAACAGACAAGGCUGACAUUAUGUUGCUGAAACAUGAUAUUUGGAAUGAGGAGUAAAAGGGGCAGCGUAGAAUAUGGUCUACAAAUCAGACAGGGUCUUUCAUAAAAAGCUGUUUCAUAAGGAUCUAAAUCUGGAAAAAUAAGAAUCCACACAAGUAAAAUAGAUUAAAUUGGCAAAUUUUAAUGGAGUAAGAUUAACAUUGUAGCAUCUUAACUUUAAUAAUUUAAUUAAUACUGUAGGGUUUUAACUUUUUUAGAGGUUACGCUACAGCUUGUGAUGCCACUGUGACCUUCUGUUUACAGAAUGUAUUACUUUUUAUUGCAGAUGUUUCCUGGCAAACCAUUUACACACCUAAAUACACUUCUUAAAGUUCUAAUGUUGCAGUCUGGUUUAGCCACCCACUAGUUUUAAAUUAACCUUAGAGAACUUAGGAAGAGCUUAGUGAUAGAUUUAAGAAUAGCUGGUGCAACCAAACCUAGUAUGAAUUAGGGAAUGCGACACAAUUGCAAGGAGAUAUUUUAGUCAAAAUGCAUGAUGAUACUUUCACAGGCCAAAAGGGAGCUCUUAGGCAAUGGAAAUUAUGUGUCAAAUGACUGUUGUGUUAUGUGUUAUUAACUUUAUGUAUUUUUUUUACCCCUCAAAACCCCUCAUCCUCACCAAGCAUGGCACUUUGGGAAUGUACCUGUAAUGUCACUUGAGAGUUAAUAAGCAGAUUUUUUUUCUACCAUCAUAAAGUGCAGUGAAAAUGUAAGCACAUAAAUCCAUGUUGUUUAUAUUAGGUUUUUCUUUGCUAAGUUAAAAUUCACAAGAGUGUGAGUUUGUAUCACUGGUAUAUUUAUUUUGAUAAAUGAGAUUAAUAAAGUGAGUCAUCAAAAUAUAUAUUUCAACUUUCACAUGCCUGAUUCAUCAUGUUGACCGCCAUGAACUGAACAUACGCACAGUGUGUGUAUGUUUUUGACCUCAUGCUAAACCUUUUACGCUGGAAUUCAUUCCAUUUCUUCACAGCUACUCCCCAAGAGAAAAGGUUUCCUGUCAUUCUUCUGCAAAACAUUCUCAUCACUAACAAGAGCAGUGACGAUGCAGACGUCACAAUGUCCCUGCACCUGUGAAAUGUACAACCAUUCAGCACAACAGCCAUGGAACACACUGCAUUUGGGAAGAUUAGAGUUUUCAGGGUGGGUAAAAAUGGCAGGAUCAAAAAUAAUGCAAUCAAUAAUACAACAUAAUAAAGUGAAAAGAGAUAUUUUUCUUUACUGGCCUGCUGUAGUGGAUUUUUAUUAUUCCUUUUUAUAUUACAUCCAUUUAGGAAUAUAUGAUAGUUAUGAUGUA